This is a messenger RNA of Anguilla anguilla (European eel), 2969 nucleotides long. RefSeq names its product NKD inhibitor of WNT signaling pathway 2b (gene nkd2b). The transcript has 10 exons. The coding region runs from base 320 to 1708 and encodes 462 amino acids. The record is from RefSeq and is a predicted model, not a curated record. NCBI's taxonomy places the organism in Eukaryota, Metazoa, Chordata, Actinopteri, Anguilliformes, Anguillidae. Gene Ontology annotation, biological process: negative regulation of Wnt signaling pathway. Gene Ontology annotation, molecular function: calcium ion binding. Gene Ontology annotation, cellular component: cytoplasm.
UUAACCAGAGCGUCGUCUGGCUCCUGCUCAUAGCUCAAUGCAGUGAGCUGCCUGCAAAGGCUCCGUGCAUGUCUUGAGACAACUAUGUCUCGCCCGCUGUUUUUAUUUUAAAGUUUUUUUCAAGGAAUCGAGUAGUUAUCGUUCAUGCGCUUGUCCUACCUAUCAACCACAUUUGUGGAUAGAUAUAAGGAUCUGUGGAUUACCUUGUUCUCGCGGUUUGCGCUAUGGACAUAUUGUAACCUUGUUGUCUAAAUGACCACUUCAUCGAUGAAGGAUCGCUCAAGGAACUUAUAAUUAAGCAAGACAAAAGGGAAGCAAAAUGGGAAAACUUCAGUCAAAACACGCCUGUAAACGCAGAGAAAACCCCGAAGGAGGCAGUUUCGUUGUGAACGCGUACAUCUCUCGGAGAGGGGUGGAAGAGAGCGAGAGGUACGGCGCAGCUGAUCACAAAUUUAAAGAGAGACAGGAGUUGGCAAGUAGUGAGCUGAAAGAUGGACAAUUCCCAGAGCAUCACUGUCCCCUAGAGGUCAUUUUACCUCCAGAGAAGGCAGAGGGAUGUGAGAGCUACAUACAGUUCCUCCACCAGGAGGAGGGGGAACGUGAGCCCCAGAAGGAGCCUGGCAGAGCCCCUGGGAAGAAGCGCAUCAGCCUGGAUGAUCUGGAAUGUGACGUGUCGGUAGAGGAGGACAAUCGUCAGGAGUGGAUCUUCACCCUGUACGACUUUGACAAUAGUGGGAAAGUUACUAAGGAGGACAUGUCCAGUCUGAUGCACACCAUCUACGACGUGGUGGACGCCUCUGUCAACCAGUCCUCCCACAGCAAGAGUAAGACCCUGCGGGUGAAGCUCACUGUCACCCCCGAGCCCGGGACUCGACGGAGAGAUGCCACCAGUCCUGGAGCAGAUUGGGAGGCGGGUCACUGCCGGGGUGAACCCAGCCACCAGGCGGAAGGGUGCUACGCUGACAGACGGCUGUCAGCCCACAUCAGAAGACAUAACAAUGACCCUGUGCCAAGUGGAGAGGGGAACCAUUACUGUGUGGAUGAGAACACAGAGAGAAGGAAUCACUACCUGGACCUGGCUGGGAUAGAGAACUAUACCUCUAGAUUUGAAGCAGGUCCGCCCCCUCCGCCUCCCCCUCAGGAGAGCCAUGGGCGUGGCUCGCACUCACAGAACCGGUCCCGGUCCCAAGACUCUGAGGGGCACCUGGCCCACCAGCGCCGUUCGCAGGUCCUGGGGGAGAAUUGCACCGCUUCAGAGUCCCGUGGGAGGGGCCCCCAGUUCCUCAGGUCCCCCAAGGUUAUGUCAUCAAAGGGGGCGGGAGCAACCCCAUCAGGAGGCAAUGGAGGGGGCAAGUCCAGCAAGUGCCAUGGGUACUACCACCCAGCACAGCUUGGCGGGCAGGAUGUGUACCACCUGCCCCCACACAGUCAGCACCAGCCCGCUUCAGCUCACCACCAGCACCCCCUGCAGCACAGCCACAGCAAGCGUCUCCGUGCCAAGGCCCGGGACGCCCUCUCCCCCUCCAAAGCCCCCUUCCCCCAGCACCCUCCUCAGCAGCAGCCUGCCCCCCAGGGGCCUGAGAGAGAGCAGCCCCACGUCCUGCCGGGCAGCCCUGGGUUUGUGGUUCCCGUCGUGCAGCGCCACGAGCACCACCAUCACCACGAACACCACCAUCAUCACCACUACCACCACUACCACCAGACAUGACUGCAGGCCACCAAGGCAGACAAUCAUACAGGCCUGAGGCACACCACAGUCAUCCCUCCGAAAUGAUACUCCAGAUCCCAGGGUUCCCUCCCUCCGCCUCCAAAGGCCAUCCUCCGGACACUUUCCUUGUCUGCUGACACAGCCAUUUUAACUUAAAACAGGACUUCCGGAAACUUAAUCACAAAUCUGAUGUUUCCUUCUAGGCUGUCGCCCCUCCUGCUGUGCUGUCGCUCUCGUUCAUAGCCCCUCUGCAGUCCUGGUGUUCGAGUGGGCCUCACUGACUGCACAGUUUUACAUUACUUCACACCUUUUUCUCUUAUCAUCUGCUGUGACACUUCUCCCUAGAAAGAGUGUAUGUGUAGUAGGUGUCCCAAUAGGGCUGGUUAGCUCUGUGCUAAUGAUGGUUCUCGUGCGUUCUCAGGUGUAAGGUGCUGCUCUUUAGCUAUACUGAAAAGGCUACUUCCCCUCCAGGAAACCUGCAAUGGACAAGGGGCAAUUUCCCUUCAUGGGUUAAAAAAGAAGUUAAUCACCACUGCCAGUUUUAAUGCAAAAAUGCCUUUCUAUAUGUAUAAAAAUCUAUAUGAAUAUACAUAUAUUACUGUAUAAUUAUACUGUGUAUGCAUAUUUAUCGUUGUGUAUGCAUAUACAUUUAUGUAUAUGUUACUGUCUUUUAUAUAUUUUAAUAAACACAUAUUGUUAAUUAAAGUUCUUUAAUAUAUUUAUAUCCUCCAUUUAUAUCCCGUACUUCACUGAGGUACUCCACUGUUCCACAGUAGUUAUGUCAGGUACUCUUUUAAUCCCCAACAGUGUAGAAUCCAUGGACUUUCUUUAUGCCCUAGUUAAGACACUUUCAGAUUCACCAUUAAAAUGUAAAAUCCUCCCAUAUCUUCCAUAACAAAUUCCAGUUAUCUUCCAUAACAAUUUAAACUACUUGUCUAAAGUAAUUUAUAGGCCUAAAUGAAUGUAUAGAGGGACACUACCAAAGACAGAUAAUCAGUAAUUGAAUAGCACAACAGUGCGAACAGCACUGGAACCCAUUAAGACCCAGAACUUCCUACUAGAUACAGCUGGAAAUUGUAGUCCAACAGUGCAGACUCUUGGACAGAUAUUCUUGGAUAUCUAAAGUUCUUGGGUGUACUGUAUAUUCUCGGAAUUUCUUGACAACCAUUGAUGUAUUGCUGCCAUCUUGUGGCCGUAUGGGAAGCAAAAUAACAGAAAAUACACUGUAUUGUAUUCAAUAAAUUACCCGUGCCGGAAAUAC